Messenger RNA from Bacidia gigantensis, 3573 nucleotides. It is a transcript of the gene RPC2, whose product is annotated as DNA-directed RNA polymerase III subunit. Gene Ontology annotation, cellular component: RNA polymerase III complex. The transcript has a single exon. The record is from RefSeq and is a predicted model, not a curated record. Gene Ontology annotation, molecular function: DNA binding; ribonucleoside binding; DNA-directed RNA polymerase activity. NCBI's taxonomy places the organism in Eukaryota, Fungi, Ascomycota, Lecanoromycetes, Lecanorales, Ramalinaceae. Bases 1 to 3573 code for a protein of 1190 amino acids. Gene Ontology annotation, biological process: DNA-templated transcription.
AUGGCUCCGCCAGCUGCGCAUCUUCGUAUCCAAGACCCCGUGAGAGUGUCACAACAGAAACAAGCUCAUGGAAAAGGGCAAGAAGGUAAGGCGCAGGAGACGAAGAAGCCUGAGCUCAAAGACAACAAUGCUCAAGACGGCCUCGAUCCCUUUUUUCAACCAUUCUAUGCUGGAAAGUCUCUGACCGCACCAAUCAAUACCGCCAAAGACAAAUGGAAUCUACUUCCUGCGUUCCUCCGAGUCAAAGGCCUUGUCAAACAGCAUAUCGAUUCUUUCAACUAUUUUCUUGAGGUUGAAAUAAAGAAGAUAGUCAAAGCUAACCAUAGAGUCUUGAGCGACAUUGAUCCGAAUUUCUACCUAAAAUAUACAGAUGUCUACAUUGGUAAGCCUAGUCGAGCGGAUGAAGACCUAGAUCCAAAGAUGGCAGGCGGCCGACCACAAAUCACUCCAAACGAGUGUCGUCUCCGAGAUAGUAGCUACGCGGCACCCAUACGUGUAAAUGUUGCAUAUAGGCGGGGUCAACGAGAGAUCCGAAAGAAGGGUGUGCUCAUUGGGCGAAUACCCAUGAUGCUUCGAAGCUCGAAGUGCGUUCUGACAAAUGCGACCGAGGAAGUUUUAGCUAGCUAUCAAGAAUGCCCCCUAGAUCCUGGCGGCUACUUCGUCGUCGGAGGUACAGAGAAGGUGAUCCUUGUUCAAGAGCAAUUAAGUAAGAACAGAAUCAUUGUGGAAAAAGACACGCGUGGUAGCAGUCCCCUCAUUCAAGCUUCAGUCACAAGUUCGACUCAUGAACGUAAAUCAAAAACUUAUGUCAUCCUUCAAAAAGACCGGAUCUUCAUGAGACACAAUUUCUUGAAUGAAGACAUUCCAAUUGUUGUUCUGUUCAAGGCUCUUGGCAUCCACUCAGACCGCGAGAUCCUAGAAAUGGUAGCUGGAACAGACAUGGCGUAUCAGGAUGCUUUUGCAAUCAAUUUCGAGGAAUGUGCAAGGUUGGAAAUAUAUACCCAGCAGGAAGCACUCGAGUAUAUUGGGUCCCGGAUCCAAGUCAAAGGCCGCAUAUCCUUUGCAGACCAUCGACGAAGAUAUGUUCAAGAGGCUGUUGAGGCUUUGAGUGCAGUAAUCAUAAACCACGUUCUUGUCUCUGGUAUUAAUUUUCGUCCAAAGGCGAUCUACGUGGCGUACAUGACCAGAAGAGUUCUCAUGGCAUUCCAUGACAAUACUUUGGUUGACGAUAAAGACUUCGUAGGUAACAAAAGACUAGAAUUGGCUGGUCAAUUACUCUCACUUCUCUUUGAGGACUUAUUCAAGAAAUUGAACAACGAUUUUAAGACGAACAUCGACAAGGUUUUGAAAAAGCCAAACAGAACUCAGGAAUUUGACGCCAUCCAGUAUUUGAUUGGGCUGCACAAUCACAUCACCACUGGAAUGGCCAGAGCCAUUUCUUCUGGUAAUUGGGACUUGAAGCGUUUCAGAAUGAGGAGAGCCGGCGUCACCCAUGUGCUAAGCCGGCUCAGCUACAUCAGUGCUCUGGGAAUGAUGACGCGAAUGAGCAGUCAAUUCGAGAAGACUCGCAAAAUCAGCGGCCCCCGAGCUUUACAAGCGUCGCAAUUCGGGAUGUUAUGUCCUUCAGAUACUCCUGAGGGAGAGUCAUGCGGUUUAAUUAAGAACCUCGCUUUGAUGACGCAUAUAACCGUCAACGAUGACGAAGCACCUAUCAAGAGACUCGUCUACAUCCUUGGGGCACAGAAUCUCGAGAAUGUCAAUGGGAAAGAUUUUUACUCAGCGGGUGCCCACAUAAUCCUGAUUAAUGGAUCGCCAAUUGGCUUGACCCACUCCCCAAAAGCAUUUGUGAGUAAUUUGCGGAAGCUUCGUCGAAAUGGCCGAAUCUCGGAAUUCGUCAGUGUCAUGAUCAACAAUCAUAAUUCUACGGUGCAAAUUGCGACUGAUGAGGGCAGAAUAUGCCGGCCACUUAUCAUCGUUGAACGAGGUCGUUCAAAGGUAACAGCACGCUCCCUCCAAAGGAUGCGCAAGGGUAAGAUGGGCUUCGACGACUUCUUGUCUCAAGGCUUAGUAGAGUAUCUCGACGUAAACGAAGAAAACGAUGCACACAUUGCCAUGUAUGAGAGCAAUAUCAACAGUUCAACGACGCAUCUUGAGAUCGAACCCUUCACAAUUCUCGGUGCCGUAGCAGGUCUCAUUCCCUAUCCUCACCACAACCAAUCCCCUCGAAACACCUAUCAAUGCGCCAUGGGCAAGCAAGCCAUCGGUGCAAUUGCCACGAAUCAAUUCAAUCGCCUGGACAGUGUCCUCUAUCUCCUUGUCUACCCUCACAAACCGCUCGUCAAAACCCGCGCCAUCGAACUCAUCAAAUACGACCAACUCCCCGCGGGCCACAACGCCGUGGUAGCUGUAAUGUCAUACUCGGGCUACGAUAUCGAGGACGCUCUGGUCAUCAAUAAAGCUAGCUGUGACCGUGGCUUUGGCAGCUGUCAGGUCUACCGCAAACUCGGUACUGUGCUGAAAUCCUACUCUAACCAGGCGGUGGACAAGAUCAUAGAUCCGACCAAAGAUCCUGUCACUAAAGUCAACAUCAAGAAACACGCCCUACUGGACGAUUCAGGCCUAGCUAGCGUUGGCGAACGUAUGCACAAUGGCGAAGUCUACAUCAACAAAAUCAUCCCCGAGAAUGUUAUCUCUAACUCUGGCGGGCCCGGAGGCUACAAGAGUGCCGAGAUGGCGUACCAUGGGCACGACCCGUGCUACAUAGAUAAAGUCAUGAUCUCAGUGACGGACCGCGAGGACCGGCUUAUCAAGGUUCAAACCCGCCAGACACGUCGACCAGAAAUCGGCGACAAAUUCUCCUCGCGCCACGGGCAAAAGGGCGUUGUAGGUUUGGUAGCCGAACAAGUUGAUUUGCCGUUCACAGACGAGGGAAUCGUGCCUGACAUCAUUAUGAAUCCGCAUGGUUUCCCCUCUCGGAUGACGGUGGGAAAGAUGCUGGAGCUCGUGGCUGGCAAAGCUGGUGUUUUAGAUGGGGAGUUGCAGUACGGAACCGCUUUUGGGGGAAGUAAGGCGGAGGACAUGGGAGACGUGCUGAUCAAGCACGGAUUCAACUAUGGUGGAAAAGAUUACCUUACUGAUGGCAUCACGGGCGAGCCAUUGCCGGCGUAUGUCUUCUUCGGGCCAAUAUAUUACCAGAAACUCAAGCAUAUGGUGAUGGACAAGAUGCAUUCGCGCGCCAGAGGGCCACGGGCAACGUUGACGAGGCAGCCGAUGGAGGGACGGAGUAGAGAUGGUGGAUUGCGCCUUGGAGAGAUGGAGAGGGAUUGUUUGAUUGCGUAUGGGGCCAGCUCGCUGCUACUAGAACGUUUGAUGUUGAGCAGUGAUGCGUAUCAGGUAGAUGUUUGUGGGAGCUGUGGAUUGAUGGGGUAUAAGGGUUGGUGCCAGAGUUGCCAGAAGAGCGAGGGUGUGUCGAAGAUCACGAUACCGUACGCUGCGAAAUUGUUGAUACAGGAGUUGUUCAGUAUGAACGUCGUCGUGAGGAUCCAGCUGGAGGAUGAAUUUCCGGAAGAGUGA